Messenger RNA from Momordica charantia (bitter melon), 2739 nucleotides. Lineage: Eukaryota; Viridiplantae; Streptophyta; Magnoliopsida; Cucurbitales; Cucurbitaceae. The record is from RefSeq and is a predicted model, not a curated record.
AAUUUUGGAGCUGGCUUAUUCCAAGUUAUUAUGGAUUUUGAGCUAAUGUGACUUAGCAGCAGGUUUGGCAACCCACUAUAAUUUUUUUUUCUUGGUCCGGAAGGCAACAAUAGCAGAUAGAUUAAGAAAUUUGAAAAUAAGAGCUGUCUAUAAUCUAAUAUUCUAUAUCCACAAAUUCAAAAGGUGAAUUCAAAGUCAAAACAACAACGACUCCUCCAUUAUAAUAAUAGACACGAUACUUACUUGCCCUUGAAAUGAUAUUUGAAAAGCUCUUCAUUUCACACUUCGCUGCUGCUCUUCUCCCUUGACACGCCAUGUUGUUGCCAUUUUCACUCUGGAAGGGACCAGAAAUAUCCGCCACAGCACAGAAGCACUCUUAUCCACCAGACUCAAGAUUGCUUGCUUCCCUUUCAGCUUUACCAUAAAUGGGUAUUUCACUUUUGUUAGUUUUUUACUCGCUAUGGUGCUGCUUCUUUAAUGCUCACCUUUCCACCUCCAUGGAUGCAAAAUGCCACUCUGCUGAUUUGAAAGCCUUGAAAAGCUUCGUCAAUGGCCUUUACUCUCCAGUUCAAGGUUGGGACUUUGGCUCUUCUAAUUGUUGCAAAUGGAAAGGAGUAACCUGCGAUCCACCAGCGUCCGGCUUCAACGAUUCCAGUGUCUUCUCCAGAGUUGUGGCUUUGGAACUUCCCGGCGAGAGGUUGAGGGGAAAUGUUUCAGAGUCUUUGGCAUAUUUGGUUCAGCUCAGAACUCUCAACUUGUCAGCCAACUUUCUCACUAGUUCUCUUCCGGCGAAUCUCUUCCUGUUGCAGAAUUUACAGGUCGUUGACUUGAGUUCCAACGAUCUCUCUGGAUAUGCCCCAUUAAAUAUCAUUUCAUCUUCCAUUACGUUUAUAGACAUUUCUAGGAACAAACUUACUGGAGAUGUUGAUCCUGGGUUCUGCAAAACUGCAAAACGAAUUCAAGUAUUGAAUCUAUCUUCAAACAGAUUUGAUGGGAAAAUUCUACCAGGUUUUGGGAAUUGCUCUUCCUUGGAGCACCUCUCUCUGGCUUCCAACUUCUUCUCUGGGAAUUUGCCUCCAGAUCUGUUUGCAUUGUGGAAGCUCAAAACUCUUGACCUUCGGGAUAAUGGGUUUUCUGGGGAGUUGAGUUUUCAACUUGGGAAUCUCUCAAAUCUCGUCUACUUGGAUAUUUCUUCAAACCAAUUCUCGAGUUGGCUUCCCGAUGACUUCUUCAACCUCCCAAUGCUCGAGCAAUUCGCUGCAUCAUCGAAUAACUUCACAGGUGUUUUGCCAGUUUCUUUGUGCAAUUCACCAACCAUUUCAUCGCUUAGCCUUGACAAUAAUUCCCUCAGUGGCUCAAUCGAUGUUAUUAAUUGUUCCGCCAUGGUUCGUUUGACUUCUCUGAAUCUUGGUUCUAAUCAUUUCGUAGGGCAUAUUGGAAGUCUCUCAUCUUGCCACAAACUUCGAAUUGCAAAUCUUGGCAAAAACCGAUUCGAAGGUGAUUUCCCAGAAAGCUUCAAGAACCUCAAAUCACUUUCCCAUUUCUCGAUCUCAAGAAAUAGCUUCCGUAAUCUAUCGUCAGCAUUGACAACACUACAACAUUGUAGGAACUUGACUGUGUUGAUUCUGACAUUCAAUUUUCAUGGAGAGAUAAUGCCCGCCAAUUCCAACUUCAGAUUCGAGAACGUGAGGCUGUUUGUGAUUGCUAACUGUGGGCUUACCGGUUCAAUGCCGCCAUGGCUGAGCAGCAGCUCGAAGCUGCAGAUCCUGGACCUGUCAUGGAACGCAUUGAGUGGAGAAAUUCCGUCUUCAAUUGGUGAAUUUCGAUACCUCUUCUACUUGGAUUUCUCAAACAACUCGUUAUCCGGAUCAAUCCCUACCAGCAUCACCCAAUUCCAGAGCCUCGUCAAUCUCAACAACUCGUUAAAGGGGGAAAUAUUCGAAGGGUUCUCGUUUUUCAUCAAAAAGAGCCAAUCCUCAGGACGACAAUACAAGCAGCUUUUAGGGUUUCCACCAUUGCUGGACCUCAGCCACAACGAAUUGAGCGGAAUCAUUUUGCCGGAGUUUGGGAAUCUGAAAGACCUCCAUGUAUUAGACCUAAGCAACAACAAAUUAUCAGGAAAAAUUCCAAGCACUCUAUCCAAAUUGACGGAUUUGGAAAGCUUGGAUCUAUCCUACAACAAUCUAACAGGAACGAUUCCACCUUCACUGGUGAAUCUCCACUUCCUCUCAUCGUUUAACGUUGCUCACAAUCACCUGCAGGGGCGCAUCCCUUCCGAAGGGCAGUUCCAUACGUUUCCGGAUUCGAGUUUUGCGGGAAACGCUGAACUCUGUGGAUUUCAAACAUUUUCUUGUGAGGAAGAAACUGAAUCCACGGACGAAGGGAACUCAGGGAGUGUAGAUAGCGAGGAAAGCUUGGGGUCUCUUAUAAGAGUGCCAUUGGGCGUCGGAGGAGCCGUCGGAUUCGUUUCGACGGUCGCCGUUUGCCUCUUCUCCGGAAUGGUGUUUCCGAAGGAGAAGUGGAAACUCCGAUGACAUCCUCUAAAGCAGAGAAGAUUCAUGGCAAUUUUGGAGUUGCUCGGCUCCUUAGAUCGAGAGUUCAUCACAAUAGUGAUGGUACUAAUAAUCUUGACCCUUUUUUCUAUAACAAAAAUUUAAUUUACCUCGAGGAUCUACGUCGAAAAGUGAAUGCACUUCGUAAUCAUUUAUAAUAGACAUGAGCUACUUCUCUUCUUGCCAA